AUCUGUCAUUCGCAACUCCAGCAGGGUCCUCAGCUCUUCCACCACCGGGGUCUCAUCUCCUUGUGACGGACACAUUAACGGCGAGCGCAAAUGUACUCCUGUACCACCUGUUCAUGAGCGCCAAUGCCGCAAACGUUCCAGUUCGUCUCCCUCUCUUUCCUCAUGGCCUCACACUUGUCUUCCUAUUGCUCAUACUUGCCCGCCAUUCUCUCCUUGCAUGGCAUCCCUCCCAUGCAUAACGGACCAUGCGUCGCGAGCUCACAUCAGAUCAUUUGGGUCGACCUCCGCAGCGAGACAUUGUCGUCGUUCGACACUGUCCUCCGCCGUCUCGGCUCACCGCUCAAGCGCGUCACAUACAUCGCACCUUCUCCCCUUCCUCCGUCUUUGCACCCUCAGUCCACUCCCAACGCCCCGCAACCACCCCUGUUUUCGCCUGAGCCAACUCUAUCCCCAACUGUCGCAUCCGUGCGGUCCGCCCUUUCCUCAUCCCCCAAAGCUCUCGUCGUUCUGGACGGGCUUUCCGAGCUCCUCGAUAUGGGUUUCUCCGCCAUCUCCAUUUUCCAAGCAAUUCGUGCCGUCCUCGCCGAUGUGCGCACGUCAGGGGGAUGCCUCAUCUCAACGGCGCACGAGAACGAGGAUCUUACGCGGCGGCUAAUCCGCCUCGGGCCGUGGUGGCGCGUAUCGGGGUUGACACCACGCUCAGGCGAGGUCAGCGGCGAGAUCUCGGCUGUCCCAGUCCCCGCCGGUGUGGGGCCAGCAGUGAGCAGGGACAAGGCCGUUCAGUUCCGCCUCGAGCCCGCUGCUGUGCGCGCCUUCCCCAAAGGCACUGGGAGGGGAUAUCUGUAGUCCUAUCUAGCAUCUAGCCGCUUCUAAGCAUCACAUUAUACUACCCCA
This is a messenger RNA of Cutaneotrichosporon oleaginosum, 894 nucleotides long. RefSeq lists its product as uncharacterized. The record is from RefSeq and is a predicted model, not a curated record. Lineage: Eukaryota; Fungi; Basidiomycota; Tremellomycetes; Trichosporonales; Trichosporonaceae.